Ostrinia nubilalis (European corn borer) is the source of this 6427-nucleotide messenger RNA. RefSeq names its product titin-like. Bases 395 to 6427 code for a protein of 2010 amino acids. The record is from RefSeq and is a predicted model, not a curated record. Lineage: Eukaryota; Metazoa; Arthropoda; Insecta; Lepidoptera; Crambidae. The transcript is spliced from 5 exons.
AUUACUUUUUAAUUUAAUAGCAUGUACUUGGAGUGAUUUUAUUUUUUGACUAAUUUAAAAUGUAUGUUAGAUUUUUUGAAGUGGUUUGAUAAUGCGAUUUUAUAAUAUUUUAAAUGUAUUAGAUUAUUCAGUGCUGCCACCAAAGCGGCUAAAAGGGUAAUUUCGUACGCAGUCGGUGAUAUUUACAACUAAUAUUUUGCUACUGUUUUGACAAAUUCACGGCAUAAUUGUAUGCACUACAAAUUCUAAACACAUAUUUAUUGAAUAAAAGUAAACAGUGUUAAAAAAUGUGUCGGUGAAUUGAAUAUGUUAGUUAUUUGUAGCACAACUCCAGUCGGCAUAGUAGUAGUUGGUUGACAAAAAUAUGGUCGUGCGUUUUGUCUGAUCCGUGGUGAUGUGUGAGCAGACUGAAAUAAAUUAUUUGGACGGAGAAGUGGUAUGGGUGAAACUGGGUUCCUGUUGGUGGCCCGGCGAGGUGGUCGCCCAAGAGAAGCUUCCUUCAGAUUUCCUUUCUUCAUUUCGGAAACCACCUAUAGCUGUCGUCAAAUUCUUUCAGGAGGAUGCCUAUGAAUACGUCAAGAAUAUAAAUUCAAUAUACAAAUACAAUUGCAGCCGUAAAAAUGAAUUCAUCUCAAAGGGAUUAUAUUUAUACAGAAGCAAGGGUGGGGCUAUGGAGAAAUUUCCAGAAGAUAUUAUUAGAGCAGAAACAGCUGUUGGUGGGGACAUUGAAAUCCUCUCACGAGAGGAAUUUCAGGAAACAAAAAGAGAGAGUUACGCUGGAAUAUUUGGUGACCCUAAGAAAACACCCAACACUGCAAAGAAAGGCAAAGGUCGUGGUAGGCCGCCUGCAUCAGAAUCAGCAAAAGUUUCUACUCCUAUAAGAAAGAUGAAGGAAAAAACUGAUUACAAAGUACAUAUUUUAGUACAAAAAUCUGCAACACCUGGAAACAAAGCACCUGAAACUCCAUCAACCCCAUCCACAAGCCAGACGGACGCGGAACCUGCAGAAGAAAAUAAUAAAGCUGAAAGUGUUACUGACGCUACUGAAACUCCACAAACGCCAGAGAAGCCCCAAGAUGCUGAGAAACCCAUUUCAUCAAUUUCAACACCAACUGUCUCCAGUUCUGGCAUGUAUUCAUGUCAUGCUUGUUCAUUUUCUACUACAAGGUUAAAUGUUUUAAUUCUACACAAUAAGUCACACAGCGUUACAUUUACAUCAUACACACCAACACCUGUAAAGAAAAAAAUACCCAAAUCUUCUGUAAAGUCUACACCGAGUUCGUCUAAGACACCAAAAACAUCGCGGCCUCGUAAGGAAAAAUCUGAGAAAUCCCAGAAAAAACUGGCUACAGGCCAGAAACGCCCUAGUGAACAACAGAAAAACUCUGAUAUCAAAAAAUCUAAGACUGAGCAAGAUUUUAAGAAAACCCUACUGGCAGAUUGGGAUGAUGCUGAUGAGGAUUCAAAUGAUGGGUCUCCAGCUAUGGCGAUGACUGGCUCCCCUGAGGUAGCCGUGGCAGCCGAGUCUCCGGCGGUGCCCACGCCAGCUGAGCUGCCAAGUGCACAAGUCCCGGCUUCACCUGUCGAAAUAAAACCUGAUGAGGCUACUCCUAAUGAGAAACCGGAGACCAGCAACGAUUCAAAGUACGAAUUUUGUGAAGACGAAGACUGGGCAAUAGAAGCAGACGUUGGCAGGAAAAUACCUCGUGUCAAAAAUCCCAAACGUAAAGAUGAGACGAAAAGUAUCAGUUUGGAUGAUGACGAUAUGGCCAGAGAAGUGGCAGAACUUCUCACUAAAACUGCUGUACCAGAAUUGCCAGCUAUUCCGGAUUCUUUAAAAGUCGAGGAAAAUUUUCCUGAGCCUUCUGUUGUUAAAUCUCCGGACAAACAGGAGUCUAAAGCCCCUGAACCUAAACUCCUAGAAAAAGCUGACGGUCCACCUACGAAAGCGAUUUUUAAAACGAAAACGUUUUUUCGAAGCCGUCACUCUAGAAGUCAAGACGCCAUAGGUAAAUAUGUUGCUGAACAGUUAAACGCUGUGGAAAGAAUGGAUUUGGCAGAAAGUGAUAUAAAUGGUUCUGACGCAGUGUCCUCCCCAGAGGCUAGAGAAUCGCCUCCUAUAGAACCUGUGAAAGUGGCUCGUCUGGCGCCAAAAAUACAGCUAAAAAAAAUGAAAGCCGAAGCUGCACAACUACGAGAAAAAGAGAAACAUGGCGUAGACUUUUCACUUGACAGUGCACCUGUUCCUCAAUCUGCUAGUCCUAUUUUAGAAGACAUUUCAACCAUAAUAGCCAAAGCUGACAGUGAAGCCUUUAAAGCAAAAGAAGACCCAGCUACGCGAAAUUUGUUACAAGAUGUGCUUUACCCAACACAAGAAAUAAAACCCAUACAUGAACAUAUUACAGAAGAAAUAAAGGCGUCAGUAGUUGUUGAUGAACCUCUACCAAGUCAAAAUACCAAUAUGGAUAUAGAUGAUAAUAUACCACAAAACACUGAAACAAUCGAAAGUAAAGAUCUGCAUGUAUCUGAACCCGACGUAGAACCUGUAAAUAAGGAUCCCGAAACAGAAGAUAUUGAACUGACUGUGUCUUUGCCAGCUAGGGAACCAAGUAUAGAAAAGACAGAAGAAAAAGUUAAAGAACCCUACAUGAAUGAAUCUACAGCUUCUGCAGUAGACGCUUUAUUGAGCGUGUCUAGAGAUGCUGACCGAGUAACCAGAAUGGUAAGUGAUGAUCCACCUGAAGAUUUGUUUGAAGAUGAUAAAGAAACUGGGACAAGCAUAGUCAAAGGUUUUAACGAGGUAAUAAAUGAAGAAUGUGUUACUGAACAGGAACAAAAAGAUACUUAUGGUGAACAAAGUCAUCAAGAAAAUGGACAUCACGAAGAAAGCAAUCGAGAGAUUUCAAAUGACGAAGUCGAAAAUGUAGUUAGUACAGAUAAUAAUACAAUUAUAGAUGACAAUACUUGCAAAGAUGAUAAUACAUUUACACAUGAUGAUACUUGCAAAGACGUAGACACAUUCACAGAUGAUAUUAAUACUUGCAAAGAAAUACCCAUUGAACUGACCCCCGAGGUUUGCGAAUACCCGUCUGAAGUUGUUGUGGAAAACGUACCGUCGGAAUCUGAUUUACAAAUAGCCGAAGCUCUUAUUAAUCUACCCGCUACGGCUAUACAAAAUAAAAAUACUGACCUUCAAGAAACAGUAAAUAUAAAUCUACCUAUUGAAAGUGCUAUAGAAGUAGAAAGUGUUAGGCCUGAAAGUAUGGAAAUAGAUAAUGAAACUUAUGAACUACCCAAAGAAGAGAAUAAGCCCUUUGAUCAGGAAAUUUUAAUUGAAAAAUUAUUAAAUCAAGACAAUGAUAAUGUGAAUGUUCGUUUUGAGACUGAAUUAGAAAAGAACGAGAACUUGAAUGCUGCACAGUCAUUAGUCGAGAUGUCAGAGUCAAUUGAUCACAAAAUUAAUAUUAUUGAUACUAAAAAUUCAGUUAGCACUGUUUCAGAGUCAAUAGACCAUAAAGUCAAUGUUAUUGAAGCUAAAAGUAAAAUACUCAACAACAAAGAUAUUGGCAAGAUACAGGAGGCAGAUAAAAUGGUCAAACAAAACAACGGAAUUGAGAAUAAUAUUACAGUGGAACAAAAAGUCGCAUCACUGUCUAAAGACAACAGCAACGAACCUGCUAGACCUGCCAAAUAUGAAACUACCUCGUCGAAACUAUUAAAGAUUCUCGAAGAACCUUGUGCACCAAAAUUUGCGAAGAACACGCCACCAAAACAAGUAAUGCUACCAGGCAAAGAGAAGAUAUUAAAUUUCGAUGUCGCCAAAUCAUCGUUUAAGAGCAAAUCUCAAUCUCCAGUGAUUAUUCGACGAGCUGCAAACAAAAAUAUAAUAAAUAAUAUGAAUGAAAGAGGCACACCUGAAAAAAUAAUUCUUUCUCGUAGCAACAAGCCGACACAAGAUGGAUCUUCGGUACAAACAUACACAAUACAGACUUCUCCCGAUACUCCGCCAGAUGCUAACACCAUUACCAUAUUACCACAGAAAGUUAGAAAAAUACAAAAGCCACUAAAUAAGUUACAGAAAAUAAAGCCACAAAACUCUCUUGUUACUCCAUUGAAUGAAAGUAAAACGGUUAAAGAAACAACUAUCACAGAAGAUGCUAUGUUUGACAUAAACUCUAUGCCUAUUGUUUUAUCAGAUGAUAUUUUAACCCCUGAAAGUAUUGAGAAAAUGCCAAUCGUAAUGUCCGAUGGUAAUCUUAUCACGAAUACUUCUAAUCCGCCGAAACUGGUGAAAACUAAACAACACAUAAUUGAAAGUGAUAAGUCUUCAACAAGUACGGUUAAACCUGAACUUAAGACCUUGCUUAUGAAUCCCGUGACUGAAGGCAACAAAGUUGCUACGCCCAAUAUUCUUUCAAAAUCAUCAAAACUGCGCGGUGCUAAACCUAUGUUAGUGAUAGACAAGGCUACAGGAAAACAAAAAAUAAUUAUGACGAAACCAGAACCAGCUGUAAAAGAAAUUAAAUCUGCGCCGACGUUGAUGCAGCCCGUCCCUCAAAACACUGGAAAAGCUGAAAAGUUUUUAAUUUUACCUACAGCAUCGUCGCCUCGCCCGGGACGGACCCAAAAAAUAGUUAUAAACCCACAGACAGGGAAAGCGCACGUCCUAGUGGCCAAGGGGCCAGAAACGUCAUUGAACUUGAACGAAAAUAAACCUGUGUCAGCAAAAUUGGUCCCGUCGAGUUCAGACGCAACUUCCCCUGGGAACACAGUGAUGAUCAUCACGAAUGCUCAAGGUGCUCAAUCAAAAAUCAUCCUGACUUCAGAGCAUGAGAAAAUUCUGUUCCCAAAUAAACAGCAACCUAAUAUGUCACAAUUGAAGACAAUCACUCACAAAAUAUCAACGACUUCGGGCAACCCACAGAGAACUAUGGUGAGUCCAGUGCCUCAGGUGAAACCGCCAACGCGUAUUGUGCCUAAACAACAAAAGAGUGCUAUAAUCACAUCCAAAGGACAAUUGAUCGUCGGCGGCCGAGUCGCCACCACCGCCCAGAACAUCGCCCCGAUGCCCGAGAUCAGGUCCGUUCCCAAGAGAAUAAUAGCGACGAACGAGCCGAAAAAAAUCGUACAAACCAUUCAAAAACCCGCCUCGGAACCGCUAAUAUUCUUACAACAAAAAUCUGGAACCGUAGUUCAGCUGACCGCGUCGCAGUUCGAACAUUUCCAAAGAACGGGUCAGAUCGUUCAAAAGAUCGCGGUUCCCGCACAAGAGAAGCCGAUCGUUCAAAAGACAAUAACCAUAUCGCCGGUCGAUUCGGUAGCGAACGUCGUUCAAAAACCUAGGAUACGGAAAACCAUAACGGAGUCUCCGACGCCGGCCAAGAGGAUCAAGCACGAGAUAGCGAUCGCGCCCGCGCAGCCGCCCGCGCCCCUGCCCGCGCUCGCGCCGCUCGCCGCGCCCGCGCCCGCGCCCGCGCCCGCGCCCGCGCCCGCGCCCGCGCCCGCGCCCGCCUGCAGCGCCGACAUGGACAACUUCGAGGAGAUGCUGCCGUCCACGGCCAUCGCGCGCCAGCCCGAGCCCGCGCCCGCGCCCGAGCCCGCGCCCGCGCCGCCGCUGGCCGACGGCCAGCUGCUGGCCGUGCCCGGCGAGCACUUCGGCGGCCCGCCCGGCUCCUUCUACCUCUGCGUCGAGGACGGCGGCACGCUCACGCCCAUCGACAACCGGCCGCUCGUGCUGGAGAACAACCAGCUGGUCCCGAUGGCGGUGGAGCCGCCGCCGCAGCCCGAGCGCCGCGACAUCCUCGAGGCGGCGCUCGCCAACAGCGACGUGUUCCACGCGGAGCCCCCGCGGGACGAGGCGCCCGACUUCCGCGACCUCAACGCGAACGUCUCGGUGCACUGCCGCGUGUCGGAGACGAGCACGACUCUGAACCAGCCGAUAAUGACGCCCGUGGAGGUCCCGUCGAAGGGCGACAGCGAGCCGGCGGUGCCGUCGACGCUCGAGGACGGGCUCGCGGUGAUCGGCGUGACGCCGCACUCGGUGCCGACCUCGCUGGAGCUGCCGAUCACGGUCACCGACCCGCGGAUAGCGCCCAGGGCCGCGGACCCGCUGAGCGGGCCCGCCUACGGCGCGGGCCUGCUGGCGUCGCCGGGCGCGGAGCUGUUCGCGGGCGCGGAGGAGGCGUGCGGGCCCAUGUCCAUGCCGCUGCUGACGGACGACGAGGCCGUGGGCAAGUCCAUGCCGCUGCUGACGGAGGAGGCGGCGUCGUCGGCGGAGUCGGCGGGCUCGCGCGGCGGCACGCCGGACGCGGAGCGCUGGCCGCGCCGCCUGCACACGCCGGGCUCGGACACGUCGGAGGCGUCGGCCGAGAUCCCGCUGCAGCCCGCGCUGCAGCUGUCCGCCAGCGACAUGUCGCAGCUCAGCUAA